AUGGCUUCCAUCUGGGGAAACGACAAGCAUCAGCACAACAACAAUGGAAAGCUCCCGGCAUGGAAGAGGCUUUCGAGCUUGGUGAGGCGAGGUUCUAACAAACGCAGCAGCAACGGCCACGCCUACGCACCGUCGCUGCAGAAGGUGCCGUCUGGACACCAUGUCUUGGAGACGUCCAAAUCGACGCCGCACUUGCUGGGAAAACACGACGACAACCAGGCCGACAACACGGUCGGAGACGUCGGCCACGUCGGCAGCAUCACCACCCUGAAAGCACCACUGCUCGAGGUCAAUCUCGAGCCUCUUCGGUCCUACAGGCUCUCCGACGGCUGGCUCGACAAUGACGACCCGCCUCCUCCGACACCACCGCCCAAGGACGACAUGAUAAUCGGCAGAGAUUCCAAACGAAACAGCUCGACGCCCAUCGCCGACCUGUUCUCCAAAAGCACGGAUCAGCUAGCCACCGCCCUGCAAACCAUCAGUCGGAAGCCAGUCCCGUCCAGGCCCGAGCCGUCAAUUCCCGAGCCCCCAGUCCCAGAGCCAUCAAUCCCCGAGCCCUCAAUACCAGAUGCAACCAAUAAUGAACCCAUAUCUAUACCCCAACAGCAGCCUCAGAGGCAAUUGUCCACGGCCAGUGACACGAGAGGUCGCCGUCCGUUGACGGUUGCCGUCGACCAAGACGCAUCAUCUUCGGUGACAGGUCAACCCAUACGGAUCUCUCUCCGCGACUCGAGCGUCGGGUUUGAGGGUGAAACAAGAAGCUCGCACAAGAGACAAAAUUCUGGCCGCAAACCCAUCAGGGCCUCGUGGGGUGGUAGCAGCGGCAUCCAAACCGUGCCCGGCUCACCACUGGAAGCCGCUCCUUCCGAUGCUGCUGGGAAAUCCUCAGUCAAGCAGGUGAACCUGCUUCGAUCCGUCGGAAACAACACUUCGGGGAUGCGGGUGACGGGGGCUUCCAGUGGUACCGGCAGCGGCAGCGGUGUCGACGAUGCUAUCAAGCGGCACUCGAUGCCGUCGCCCACGGAGUUGCAGUUUGCCAGCGCCAAUCUCAAUCGCACCAAGGACUCAAUCGCCACGCGCACGUCCUCGCCCGUGACGGCGUUGAGGCCGGCACUCGGCCCCGCAGAGGACGCGCGCAGGCGGACGUGGCAGCCCCCAGUGUCCCCGGCUCUCACCAACAGCAGCACCAACAGCAGGCGGUCCAUCUCGGGCAGCCGCCCGCCGUCGACGGCGCUGACGUCUAGCCGUCUGGCGUGGAUCCGCGAGCUCGAGGGAGGCCGCAAGAACAAGUCCACGUCUGGCUCCGACAGCAAAGCCCUCAGGGACGUCGGCGGCGGCGUGGCGGGCAAGCUCGCCAUGUUUGAGCAGAAGCAGCAGCAGGCCAAGCCGCCGAGCUCGGUGCUCGGCCGGUCCAACUCCAACACCAGCAGGGCCAGCCGCAUGUCCAUGUCGGUGGUCGGUGCCAGCUCCAACGACGACGACGUGCCCACCACGAGGCGGACCUCGGUCGACUCGACGCGGUCGGGUGUCGCGCCAGUCAUGGCGUACUACGACGAGGCGUUCCGCGAGAAGAUGGAGGGCGUGACGCAGCUGGCGAACAAGCGAUUGAACGGCGAUGACGACAAGCCCGAGUCGCAACAGGACGGGCUGAGGAAGGUGACGGCCCGUCUGGUCGAUCUGGACACGGCCAAGAAGGCUGCCAAGACGGUUGGCGAGAAGAAGAAGCCCGCGGAGGAGCAGCCUGUUGUGAAGCCGGCAGAAGAGCAGGCUAGUGCUAAGCCAGUCGAAGAGCAGGCUGCUGCCAAGCCAGUGGAAGAGCAGAUCGCUGCCAAGCCAGUGGAAGAUCAGACUGCUAAGCCCACGCAAGAGGAGCCAGUGGCCAAGCCAGUUGAGGAUCAAUCGGUUCCUGAGCCGGCGCAAGAGGAAGCUGUCGUGAAGCCCGCCGAAGUGCAGCCGGAGCCGCUGCCGGUCGUAGAGCCAGUGGCCACAUCGAUUGAAGAGCUUCCGACGGCCGAGCCAGUCGAUGAGCAGGCUGUCGUCAAGCCAGUGGAGAGCAACCAGGAACAGGAGGAGAAGUUGGUGGAGCAAGAGGCAGAGCAGGCUGCGUCAAAACCGGAGGAGGAAAAGGUCGUGGAGGAGCAAGCCGAAGCCAAAGUGGAGGUCAAGUCCGAGGACAAGGCAGAGGAAAAACCCGAGAAGGCAGCUGAGAAGGUGGAGGAGUUGCCGGCAGAGCCGCUGGCACCUUCGUCGGACUCUCUCAAGAUGUAA
Pyricularia pennisetigena is the source of this 2268-nucleotide messenger RNA. RefSeq lists its product as uncharacterized. The record is from RefSeq and is a predicted model, not a curated record. The coding region runs from base 1 to 2268 and encodes 755 amino acids. Lineage: Eukaryota; Fungi; Ascomycota; Sordariomycetes; Magnaporthales; Pyriculariaceae. The transcript has a single exon.